This is a messenger RNA of Chanos chanos (milkfish), 1986 nucleotides long. It is a transcript of the gene abcd3b, whose product is annotated as ATP-binding cassette, sub-family D (ALD), member 3b. The record is from RefSeq and is a predicted model, not a curated record. The transcript is spliced from 23 exons. Gene Ontology annotation, cellular component: peroxisome; peroxisomal membrane. Gene Ontology annotation, molecular function: ATP binding; ATP hydrolysis activity; ABC-type transporter activity. NCBI's taxonomy places the organism in Eukaryota, Metazoa, Chordata, Actinopteri, Gonorynchiformes, Chanidae. Gene Ontology annotation, biological process: fatty acid beta-oxidation; peroxisome organization; long-chain fatty acid import into peroxisome. The coding region runs from base 1 to 1986 and encodes 661 amino acids.
AUGGCGGCCGUCAGUAAGUAUCUGACAGCCAAAAAUUCAUCAGUGGCAGGUGCUAUAGUAUUUGCUUUGUACCUGCUGAAGCAACGACGAUGUUUCUCAAAACUGAACGGGUACAGGUGGAAGAAAUCAUCAGAACCACGAUUGGACAGUCAUAAGAAUGGAAAGAAGGACAAGACCACGGUGGACAAGGUGUUUCUCAGCCGUGUUGGUCACAUCUUGAAAAUCAUGGUACCACAAAUAUUCUGCAAAGAGUCAGGAUACAUGCUUCUCAUUGCAGCUAUGCUUGUAGCUCGCACUUACUGUGAUGUGUGGAUGAUUCAUAAUGGAACCAUGAUUGAGAGUGCAAUUAUUGGACGCUCAACAAGAGCCUUCAAGCAGUACUUAUUCAGCUUUAUCACUAUCAUGCCGUUUAUAUCCCUGGUUAAUAACACUCUAAAGCUGGGCUUGAAUGAACUGAAGCUCUGCUUUCGUGUGAGACUCACUCAGCAUCUUUACAAUGACUACUUGAAGGGUUUUACUUUCUACAAAAUGGGUAACCUGGACAACCGCAUUGCCAACCCUGACCAGCUGCUGACCCAGGAUGUGGAGAAGUUCUGUAACAGUGUUGUGGACCUCUAUUCCAACCUCAGCAAGCCUCUCCUGGACAUUUUGAUUUACUUACUCAAGCUGUCUUCUAACAUGGGUGCUGGGGGUCCUGUUAGUCUGCUGACGUACCUGCUCUUCUCUGGUCUCCUGCUCACACACUUACGCAAGCCCAUCAGCAAGAUGACUGUCACGGAGCAGACAUAUGAAGGGGAAUACAGAUAUGUCAACGCUCGCCUCAUUACCAACAGUGAAGAGAUUGCUUUCUACAAUGGGAACAAGAGAGAGAAGCAGACCAUCCAGAAAACCUUCCAGAAACUGGUUGAUCAUUUGUACAACUUCAUUUUUUUCCGUUUUUCAAUGGGAGUGAUGGACAGCAUCAUUGCCAAAUAUAUUGCCAUGGUGGUUGGAUAUCUGGUAAUCAGCCGACCGUUCUUGGAUCACUCAAACAAGCGACACCUUAACAGCACACACUCAGAACUUCGCGAGGACUAUUACCAGACUGGACGUAUGUUGAUGAGCUUGGCCACGGCUCUGGGCAGAGUGGUCUUGGCAGGCAGAGAGUUGAGCAGGUUGUCUGGGUUCACAGCGCGGAUCACUGAGAUCCAGACGGUUCUGAAGGAGCUCAACGCUGGCAAAUACGAGCGCACCAUGGUGACGCAUCCGUCCAAAGAGACGAAGAUGACAGAAAAAAUUCCUCUGGUCCCUGGGAGUGGAGAAAUUGUCUUUGCAGAUAAUAUCAUCAAGUUUGAGCAUAUUCCAUUAGCCACACCCAAUGGAGACAUCCUUAUCAGAGACUUGACCUUUGAGGUGACAUCUGGAACUAAUGUACUUGUUUGUGGGCCCAACGGAUGUGGAAAGAGCUCACUCUUUCGUGUCCUGGGAGAGCUUUGGCCAGUCUUUGGGGGACAGCUUACCAAACCACACAGAGGGAAACUAUUCUAUGUGCCUCAGAGGCCGUACAUGACUCUGGGUUCUCUGAGAGACCAGGUGAUUUAUCCUGACACACACGAUGACCAGAAGAGGAAAGGAACCUCUGAUCGGAUACUGAAGGAAUACUUGGACAAUGUCCAACUGGGACACAUUCUGGACAGGGAGGGAAGCUGGGACAGCGUGCAGGACUGGAUGGAUGUUCUCAGCGGAGGAGAGAAACAAAGGAUGGCGAUGGCUCGCCUGUUCUAUCACAAGCCCCAGUUUGCAAUUCUGGACGAGUGCACGAGUGCUGUGAGCGUUGACGUGGAGGAUUACAUCUAUAGCCACUGCAGGAAGGUUGGCAUCACACUCUUCACGGUUUCUCACAGAAAGUCCUUAUGGAAACACCACCAGUUCUAUUUGCACAUGGAUGGCAGGGGAAACUUUGAGUUCAAGCCCAUAACCAAGGACACGGUGGAGUUUGGCUCUUAA